AUGAUUGCAAACUCGCCUUCCAAGAGUCGUACUUCGUCGGUUUCCUCCUACAGCGGGCCCACCCAGCCUAUUCCCAAAAAAUCGCUUCAAAUCAGAACUGAUAAGCCUAGACCUCAUGUCUGCGCCAUCUGUACUCGUGGUUUCGCCCGCUUGGAACACUUAAAACGUCAUGAGCGUUCCCAUACAAACGAAAAGCCUUUCCAGUGUGCUGCCUGUGGCCGUUGCUUUGCAAGGCGUGAUUUGGUGCUUCGCCAUCAGCAGAAACUUCAUUCUCAGGUGGGUAGAAGAAGCCUGCUUCCAAAUGUCCCUACGUCGGCUCCUGGCGCCAUGAAUGGCCAAGCUGGCGCUGGCUCGGAAUCCGCUACUUCCACUCCUUCUAAUGAACACAUCAUUGUUUUGCAGAACAAUACCGAUGCUAAGGCUCCUUUACCCGAUAGUCGGGCUCUGUCGCCUUCUGGCUUACACGUUCUGAACCUGGCCAACCUGUCGCCUGCUAGAAACAUAGGAGCUUCUCCGUCGCCAGCAAACAACGUUUCCUUCAGAUCGGCCCUGUUUGCCUAUGGAAACUAUGACAAUGCCAAUGGGGCUCUGAAACACAAUAUGCCGUCGCCCAACACCAACCUGAGUCUCAACACCCCGUUGGCUAAUUUGGGCACUACUACUCAGUUACAGCUCAGAAGGGCAUCUCAUGCUGUGGAUCCUGCUCAACCCAACAUUACUCAACAGCCAUCUCCCGUCACUGGCGAUUCUCCCGACUUGAAGGACAAGAAGGCUAAUAUGAACUGGGGUGAUGAUAUUGGAAAGAUGAACUACAAACAGUUUAGCCACCUUCAGCAUUUGGAACAGCAGCAUCAACUGCAAUACAGACACACGUCUUUUUCCGCAGUUUCAGGUGCUUCCUAUACCAACUUGAAGGACGCCCUCGCGAUUCAGAGUCACCAAAUUCCGGAUGUACCCCAACAAGUGGGAUUCUCAACUCCUCAACACACCAUUGCAGAGAUGGAUUCCAAGGGUCUCUCAACGGCUGAAUAUGGUAAUUUCGCUGACUGGUACGGUGACAAUAGCGAUAAAGGUGAUUUUAUGGACCUCGCGGACGAGUUAAGUUUGCCACAACACUCUUACCCAUCAAGACUGAAUAGUGCUUCUUCCAACCAGCCUUCGGCAGGCCGUCAAGGCUUUCAAUCGCGUUUGAACACUAUCCCAUCUGAGUCUCAGUUGGCGGGUAACAAUGACAUGCUUGAUAUGGCCUUCUACUCUAACCAGAUCCAUCAGUUCAACAGUCCAAGCCAUCCUCACUACAUCAAAGACAACACGCUCUUGAAUCUUGGUGUUCCAACUAACUUAGAAGGCCUGCAAGAUUUUCUUAGCUUGCCAACUAGUGAUACUCCUCUUGAUACUCAAGCUCAGAGCACUGCUAACGUCCCAUCCCAAACUUUGGCUUCUCAGAUGACGAACUCGCAAGAUGCGAAUAAUUCGACUGCUGGUACUACCAAGCCAAAGCCUAGGACUUCGCGUCAACCUCUGAUAAAGAAGCACAAAUCUUCGUCGGUUUCUUUGGACAAGGAGUUCAAGAGGGCGAAGUUGGGAUUCGUGAAUGAUACCGAGAACCUUGACUGGGUUAACGAGAUCAUGGCUGUUCCUGUUGCUAGCGAGUUUCCUAAGGCUUCUCAUGAUACUGGUUUUAUGGGAAUGCCUUACCUUAACGCUGAUCGUCUGCCUGAUGAAGUUCUUACGCUUUUCAAGCACAGACAAGAUGACUUGGUGAAGCAAAGAAGUCUUGUGAAUACAGCUGAUGCGAUUGAUACUCCAGGUAGACGUCCAAGUCAGCCCCUUUCAAGACAGCCAUCGAAAGUUCAGUUCACGAUAGGCGAUGGCCAUCAGUCCAGCUGUGUUACCAAGGAGCUCAGGAAUAGAAUUGUCACCAUCAGUAACAUGUCUGAUUCUCAGUUCCCACCUUUGGAGGACUUGAACACAUACAUGUCUCUCUAUGAGAGCGAGUUCAACAUCUACUUUCCUUUCAUCCACAUGCCAUCAUUGAGAAAUCCAAUGGUGGACAACUAUGAGAACAUCCCGUUGAUCCUUUCGAUGUGUGCUAUUGGAGCACUUUAUUCUUACCACGACUCGAACACUUUGCUUUUAUUCAAUUUGUCGAAAUUUCAUAUUCACAAUUUCUUCGAAAAGGAAGUUACAGCGGAUAAGUUGAACCAAAGAAAAGUCCCAUUGAUGGCUCACCAGUCUCUUGUGCUACACAUAUUCAUUUCCAUGUUCCUCAACGAGCCUAACAUGUUGGAAAUUACGACGAAGCAAAUGAACUCCAUGGUUGGUUUGAUCAGAUCUACCAAUUUCCACAGGCCACUUGACCAAUUCUUGAUUCCACCACCACCUAUCAAGAAUGAGACUGAGCUCGGUAUCAUUCAAAACAACUACGACUACUUUAUUAUGGCACAGACGAGAAUUAGAACGAUUCUUUGCUUUUACGAGCUUGAAGUCGUCCGCUCUUGUCUCUUGGGCUCUUCGAUGCCAAUGAGCGGUGCUGAAAUUUUGAGUGGUACUCCAUGUCGUGACGAGAAGCUCUACACUGCUGACAACUCUCGUGACUGGUACUAUCAGUACAGAAAGGCAGACAAUAAGGAUCUUGUGAGCAUCACGAACAACGAAGGCCUUAAUGAUUUGUUUGAUAAGUUGAAGAAUCAGUUCCCUCUUGAUCUGUUGUUGCCAUUCAACACAUUGUUGGUCCUUUUGAUGUACAUUCACGAGACAAUCUCGAAGGAGUGGAAAAAGUACGAAGGUAUUACCAGCCUGUUUAAGUGGAGAACGGAAAGUAAGCCUAUGCUUGAAAGGCUUAUCAGCUCUUGGGAAGUCCUCUUCGCUAAGAAUGGUGGCUUUUUCAAGAUCAAUAAGCACAAUGCUCACAUUCUCAAUGCCCACAAAGAUCUCCAAAUGAUACUUCCACUUCUUCAGCUCGCCAAGAUGCGUUUGUGUGUCAACAUCACUCCAGUAACAGAAAAAGUACUUCAUAAAGACUGGAGCCAGAUGUCCACACUUCUUAAUGACUUUGAAAAUGACCCCGAGGCAUUGAAGACUGCGGCCUCGCAUGCUACAGAAAUUUUGAGGGUCUGGACCCAUAACAUUGAACUGCUUAAUGACUCCAAGCAGGUUUCAGUGAGGACCCCAGUCUUCUUUGUGACUUGUAUUUUUGCUGCUAUUUUGGUGUUACAAAAAGCAUUGCACGCGUUGGAGAACCAGAAAACUUUGAGCGUUCAAGACAGAGUUUUCUGGCUCGAAGCCGAAGCAUUGCUCACUAACAUCGAGAAGACCCUUUCACCUAACGAAGAUUCCAACUCGUACUCUGAGUUCUUGCGCAAACUGUCGCAAGGAGUUUUCGACUUUGUCUUGAGCCCCUCCUUCAGAACCAACAUUGAAAGUGUUAUUGCUCAUGCUAAUAUGAAUGAGGAGACUCAGUUCGACAAUGCUAUCGGAAACUGCAAGCUUUCAGUCCAGGCGCUUGGGCUUGGUGUCCGUAUCUUAGCUGAUGCACCUCUUUGGCCAUUGGCUAUGGGCAAAGCUUCCUACUUUUUAAAAAUCAAUAUGACAGCUGAAAAAGGACAAGGUCGUCAGCUUUUCGAAAAGAUCGGUAGCCCGAAAACCAUCGUGGCUCCCAUGGUGGACCACUCAGAGCUAGCGUGGAGAAUCUUAUCACGCAGAUACGGCGCUGAGCUCUGUUACACGCCCAUGUUCCAUGCUAGGCUCUUUGCUACGGAUGAAAAGUACAGAAACAAGAUGUUCUGUGAGAUGGACGGUGACGAAGAGAAGGAUAGACCGUUGGUAGUGCAGUUCUGUGCCAAUGAUCCAGAGUACCUACUCCAAGCGGCACAGUUAGUGGAAACACGAUGUGAUGCUGUUGAUCUCAACUUGGGAUGUCCUCAAGGUAUUGCUAGGAAGGGUAACUAUGGUGCUUUUCUUAUGGACGACUGGGACUUGGUGUACAAGUUGAUCAACAAGCUUCAUAAGAACCUUAAGUGUGCUGUGACAGCCAAGAUUAGGGUCUACGACGACUGGGAGAAGAGUCUCGAAUAUGCUAAAAUGGUGAUUGCUGCAGGCGCUCAGUUCAUCACAAUUCAUGGCCGUACAAGAGAUAUGAAGGGCCAGAAGACUGGCCUUGCUAACUGGGACAUCUUGCGAUACUUGAGAGAUAACCUUCCAGAGGACCAGGUGUUUUUCGCCAACGGUAACAUUCUUUACCCUAUGGAUCUAGAACGUUGUACAGAUCAAGUGGAUUGUGACGCUGUCAUGUCUGCCGAGGGAAACUUGUACAAUCCAGGUGUGUUUUGGACCAAGAAUAACGAUAAGGAGAAGCAGUUCCCUCGUGUUGACAAACUCUUGCGUGAGUAUUUUGAAAUUGUCAAGGAAUGCCCUGGCGAAGCUUCCAGAGUGGCCAUGAAGUCCCACUUUUUCAAACUCAUGUAUGAGUUUCUUAAUGUGCACAGGGAAUUAAGACCUAUCAUUGGAAAAACCAGUGUCAGUGCAUCUUUUGAUGAAUGGGAAAAGAUUGUGAAGCAGGUGGAGGAUAUCGUUGCAAAAAUCUACGAAAAAGACGAUAUUGAAGAGCUAGACAAGAUUGUUGACGGUCCUACUGAAUCUUGGGGCGGUCACUACAAAAAGGUGCCUUACUGGAGGUGCCAGCCUUACUUCCGUACUGUGGACGGACAAAAACAGAAUAUGAGAGAACUUGAGGUUGCUGCUAUAAACAAGAGAAAGAACGAUUUCACUGAAGAAGAUAGAAAGAAGGCUAAAGUGGUAUCAGGUUAA
Candidozyma haemuli is the source of this 4809-nucleotide messenger RNA. RefSeq lists its product as uncharacterized. Gene Ontology annotation, molecular function: tRNA dihydrouridine synthase activity; zinc ion binding; flavin adenine dinucleotide binding. NCBI's taxonomy places the organism in Eukaryota, Fungi, Ascomycota, Pichiomycetes, Serinales, Metschnikowiaceae. Gene Ontology annotation, biological process: DNA-templated transcription; tRNA processing. The record is from RefSeq and is a predicted model, not a curated record. Bases 1 to 4809 code for a protein of 1602 amino acids. The transcript is spliced from 2 exons.